This is a messenger RNA of Chara braunii, 4264 nucleotides long. Lineage: Eukaryota; Viridiplantae; Streptophyta; Charophyceae; Charales; Characeae. The record is from the annotation of a GenBank genome assembly.
ACGGACAAGGCCUAUCAGGCCCGGAUGCUGCUUCUGAUUACCGAAGCCAAGCAACGGUUGGAUGCAGUAGCAGCCGCAACAAAGGCAGAGGAUGCCGAGAAGGCACGUCUGCUGGCAAUUGAACAGCAGCGCCAGCAAGACGAGGCAGCAACAAAGGCUGCCGAUGAAGAACGAUGUCAACGACGCGAGAAGAUAUUCAGUGGAGAGCGAGCUUUCGGACUGGCGGGCUGAGGCUGAGAAUAGGAAACUGGAAGAGAGUGGAAACAAGAUCGCUCUACUCCUCUCCCAUCUCAAGGACCUCCUGGCCACGUACAUUGCACAGCAGGAGGACAUUCACAACCUCGACGACGCGGUUCAGACACACAAUCAGGUGUUUGACCAACUCACCAACCGCCUCCAGCAGUUGGAACAAACCGUCACCACCUCCGAUCGCCUCGAGGCAUUGGAGAUUGACGUCGGAUCCCUCAAGGACGGCGUGCAGUUACAGCAAACCGCAACGCAACAGUUGGAGCAGCGGAUCUGUACUGCCGCCAACCACUCGAGCUCGGAACCGCGCGAGACAACUCCAAAGUUCGAUGGGCAGGAGAUCUUCUGCGACUCGACGAAGACGGACCCGUUCCAUGGUUCCGCAAGCUCGAGCUCGAGUUGCAGCUCCACCACGUCAGCGAACACAAGCACCACGCACAUCCAAAUGGGCUUCAAAGCCAUCAAACACUACUUCAUCUCGAGAUUGUGUCCGGCGUUGGGCAAUGCAUUGACUCACGUCGAGGACACCCUGAUAACACUGGCAGAACUCUUCGACAAGGCCGCGCAGAUUAUUGUCACGAACAAGGAGGCCAAGAAUCUCCAGCGUUCGUCUGCACCAGGCCUGAGCAGAGAUCAGCAUCGGCCGAAAGUGGUCGUGGUCGAGGCGGCAACGCCAAACGACCAAACUAGCGAGGCCGUGUCUGCCAAUGAAGGGGACAGACUUGCAGCUUCUCGGGAAGGUGGCCACCCCGGCAAAGACAGAGGACGCGGCAAGCCGAAGACAAACACCGCAUCUAGCCCCGGGCCCGGCGCAGCAGCUCCAACCCUAUGGUCCCAUUACGGUCUCUCUGAGCAAGCAUACAAGGCUCGCACGAGAUUCCACUAUUGUUUGUGGUGUAACAACGAUCUCCACGACACAAUGAGGGAAAAGGAGGCAGCGGCAGCAGCUAGAGCCGUCGAUAUUGCUGAUCAGGUGGCUCUCCUUCGGAUCCCGGAAGCCAAUGCUGACCGGUUCCAGGAGGAACUAGCUGCUGUUGUAGCAGCCUUGGUCCGACUGCGGACCUUGGAAAACCUUGAGUCUCGUAUGACAACACUUGAGCAGCGAAACGAAGAGCUGCAGGCUAAAGUAAUUAGCCUUGAACAAUCCCAGCUGCCUGCCUCCCGCCCUCCUAACCCUCGAUCUGCUAUAAUCCCAACCUCUCAAGCCAACACAGCCCUCGUGCCAAGGGCAAGCGGAACUGUGGCAAGUGCAGGAACCGGCGCCAGCUCCUCGAGCGGCAGCACCGGCAGUUCUGCGCUGGUCACGGUCCUGAAUGCAGGGACUUCAGCCCAAAACGCCACAGUCCUUACUGGCGUUCAGUACAACGGUCCCAUGGUGGACAAGCGGGCGGCCACGCUGCCGUCCAAAUACGACGGGAAGGCAGACAUCACCUCUUGGAUUAGUUCCAUGCGGUCGUACUUCGAGGUCAUGCGGACACCGCAAGAGGACCGACGUAUGAUCAUGGGAACUAAUACCGAGCCUGCCGUACGAAAUCACAUUGAGCUCCAAGCUGUUGUUGUAGGCUAUGAGCGUAUAGACCUGACUGAUUGGUUGAAGGUCACCCCUGUUCACGCCCUUGAGGAUCUUCUCCUUGACCGGUACCGAGAUAAACAUGCUGCGCUCAAGGCUAGGCUGAAGCUUGAGGCCCUCAAGGGCCAAACAUGGAGGUCAUCCAUGCAGGCUUUGGAACAACACUUGACUGGUCUGUUCACCACUCCGGAUCUGGGAAUGACUGACGUAUCUUGUGUGCGCAUCACCUUUGACAAAGUCCGCACUGUCACACAUGAGCUGAAUUUCUAUGUCCUGGAUAAGUGUCCUUUCGACGCGGUCAUUGGCUUGGGCUGGCUAAAGGCUCAUUGCCUAAGGACCACGUGGGCGGACAAUCAGUUCGUGGUACUUGAUGCCAAGGGGAACGAGCGUACCAUCUUAUUAGAUGAGACGCGCGAUUCCCCUGUGACUCUUCUAAGUGCUAACAAAUUCUGCAGGCCUAGCGAGUCUGAGUUUGGCGCACUUGUUUUGUUUGUACCAAAGAAAGGAGGCAAACUUCGGAUGUGUAUUGAUUAUCGUGGCCUGAAUCGAAUCACCCGAAAGAAUGCGUAUCCUUUGCCCCGCAUUGAUGAUCUGCUAGAUGCGGCAGGUGGGUGCAAAGUCUUCUCCAAGAUCGACCUCAAGUCUGGCUACCACCAGAUUGAAGUUGAUCCGAGUGACCAGCACAAGACAGCAUUCAAGACACGUGAUGGGCUGUACGAGUUCAUCGUUAUGCCCUUCAGUCUUACGAAUGCACCGGCCACCUUUCAGUGCCUCAUGGACAAGGUACUUCGCCAUCAACUCAACAUGUUUGUGGUUGUGUACAUUGACGAUAUCUUGAUCAUCAGCAAAACCAUAAAGGAGCACCUCAAGCACCUUGAGGAAGUUUUGCAGGUCCUCAAGGAGGCGCAGCUGCACCUCAACUUGGAGAAAUCUGAGUUUGGGAGGGACAACGUCAUCUAUCUUGGGCAUCGGUUGUCUGCAAACGGCCUUGAGCCAGAGGCAACCAAGGUUGAGGACAUCCGAAAUUGGCCUCAACCGGCAAACGUACGCGAACUGCGUUCUUUCCUUGGUCUGGCCUCAUAUUACCGGAAGUUUGUGCCCAAAUUCUCUGUCAUUGCUCAACCUCUCUCAAGACUAACCAGCAAGAAUGUUGCCUAUGCAUGGUGUGAGAAGUGUGAGACUGCGUUCCAAGCCUUGAAAGAGGCAUUGGUGAGUCAUCAUGUGCUUCGCAUUGCCGAUCCCAACCUCACUUUCGUAGUUACUACGGAUGCGAGCCAGUUCGGGAUUGGUGCUGUGCUGCAGCAAGAUGAUGGUGAUGGCCUGCGUCCGCUCGAGUACUACAGCAAACGCAUGCCCAGCCAUAAGGGGCCGGGUGCUGGAAACAAGAUGGCGCGAUGGUUGUCUCCCCCGACUUAUACCAGCGGUCCACAAAUGCCAGUAGACGUAAAGGAUGGGGUGUCGGUCGUCCUCCCGGAAGAUGGGGCGUGGACGGACCUUGAACCAGCAUAUCAAACCCUAAUGCUGGAAGGGGAGGACGCGUUCCUAUGGAUAGAGACGGUAUGGGCUAAUGUUAGCUUGACAAGGUUGUCGCCAAGUUUAAUGGAUUUGGAGUUCCGGGGAACAGUGGAAGCUCGAGGGCGGGUUUACUUGUCGCAAGAUGGAGAGAAUGCUAUGGUCGUAGAGUUGGCAUUCGGGAAUGCGCCGGACGAGCUGUUUAGGAAGGCUGAAGUGGAGGUUGUGUGGGCCGCGUAUCAGCGAAGGGAGAUGGAAAUGGAAAGGGUAGAUAUGCGGGUGGAACUUGGGGAUAGAGGAAACAUGAGGUGGCCCGUCAGAACCAUGCGAUGCGUGCUGCCUCCCUUCCUAGUGGAUGCGGUGUUUGGAAUCCGGAGCAGGCUGGUAAGGAUGUAUCAGUCCAUGACGAACCUUGGACUAUACCAAUGCGCUAGGCAGGAUUUCUUUCGGUUGUCAGUAGAAAUGGGGCCGUUUGAGGGGAACUGGGCGGACGAACUGGCCGAGAUACUAAGCUGCCUUAGCAUGGACAAUAUCUAUGUCUCUAGCCCUGUACAUUGGGGGAUAGUGUAUAGAAAUGUGGCAAUAGGGCAAACAUUUCUGGAGGGGGUGAAAGAGUUGUUAUAUGACGAAGAGGACGACUUCAGUGAUGAGGACGAGGAUGAGGAGAUAGAGGAUUGGGACUUCUGAGGAGGGGGACUUGACCUUGGAAAAAAACGGGUGGCCUGGUAUUGUGCAGGAAGGGAAAAGGAUGACUAGAGAAGAGAUGAUGAUGGAAUACACCUUCAAGGGAUGGGAACCAAGACGACUCAGAGGGGGGGUAGAGAUGCCUAUACCAACGGAAAACGAAUGGAGAGGGACCACGUGCGACGGGGUUGGGUUUGAGGUUGCCCGGGAAUUAUCGUAUGUAUGGAUAGAGCGGAUUUGGAACCCAAUAAG